Pieris brassicae (large cabbage white) is the source of this 4472-nucleotide messenger RNA. RefSeq names its product Down syndrome cell adhesion molecule-like protein Dscam2. Gene Ontology annotation, biological process: cell-cell adhesion; axon guidance. The transcript has 32 exons. The record is from RefSeq and is a predicted model, not a curated record. Gene Ontology annotation, molecular function: protein binding. Gene Ontology annotation, cellular component: plasma membrane; axon. Bases 6 to 4349 code for a protein of 1447 amino acids. NCBI's taxonomy places the organism in Eukaryota, Metazoa, Arthropoda, Insecta, Lepidoptera, Pieridae.
UCAAAAUGGAUGGAACUAUAUGGACGUUAUUGUUAUUAUUAGUGAAAAUAAGCGGUAUAACAUCACACAAUAGGUACGAUGAAGUGAUGAAUCCGGUCUCUGUGAGAUCAAUAAGUUUUCCAGUGAAGUACAAGAGAAAUUUGCCACCGGAUAGUAUGGACGACCCAUUUAAUGUGUUCAGAUUUAGAAGAAGCUUAGCGAUGAUGUCACAACAUUUUAGCGAAACAACUAUCAUGCCGGGCGUUGAUGUAAAUUUGCAAUGUGUUGUAAGUGGCACUCAUCCAGGAAGAUUUGUAUGGGAGAGGGACGGUAUUGUUAUAUCCUCUAAUACGGAUUCAAGAUACGUCAUCGGUCAGACAUUAUCACUGGACGGUGGAGUUGUCACACAACUGAACAUAUCCCAUAUACGGGUUGAUGAUGGAGGAAGAUAUGCCUGUGUAGCUCAUCAUGGUGACAGCAUCAUCAGCCACGAAGACAGGAUCAAUGUUUAUGGACCACCUUACAUUCGCACUCUUCCCCCGAUUAAGGCCCAAAGUGGACAAAGUGUAACCUUAAAAUGCCCAUACUAUGGAUAUCCUAUAAGGGAUAUCACAUGGGAGUACAGAGGCAAGGAAAUAAAGCCCGAACAAACGAACCGUUACAAACGCAAUGCAAACAAAACAGAACUAUCUAUUGAAAUCUACGGUCGAAAACCAAAGUUAAGAAAACGUGACGUCUCAGUCAACAAUGAUGGUAUCCUAAAUUUAAGUAAGGUCUCCAAAGCCGAGAACGGUGCGUCCUAUGCCUGUAUUGUGCGAAGUCCUUCUGGAGAAAUGGCUAAACGCUCCUUUGACUUGCAAGUCGUGGAGGCCCCUCAACUUGAGGAGAUAAUGCUGGCACCCGAUUUGCAAGAAGGACAAAUUGUCCAAAUUCAUUGUAAUCUGAAGAGUGGUGAUUCGCCGGUUUAUUACUCUUGGUUGAAGGAUGGGAAGAAGAUACCACCACAUUUAAAAAUUGCCGAAAGGAGUUUGGAAGUAUUCAGCGUAUUGAUAAUCAAGAAUGUGUCACUUGAUCACUGUGGGACCUACACAUGCGUUGCUGCCAAUCAUGUAGCUAAAGUCGAUCGAACUGUUAAUUUAUAUAUAAAAGUUGCACCGAAAUGGAGUGAGGAACCGCAAAAUACGUCGCUACUGCUCGGUCGGAAUGGGCACGUGUCGUGCAAGGCAAAUGGCUACCCACAACCUCAGACACAUUGGUUGAAGAAAGAUGUGGUAUCUGAAACCUGGAGACCAGUACUGGAAGUAGCUGGUGGAGGAGUCCUAAGUCUUUCAAAUGGCUCCCUCAUAUUUGACUCUGUGUCAUUAUCUGAUGCGGGUCUAUAUACGUGUCAUGUUGAAAAUGGUGUGGGUGAGGCGCUUAGCAAAACUGUGUGGAUUUCAGUAAAUAAACCCGUCACAUUUGACGUGGCAUCAAGAAACCUAACCGCAAAAUUAGGCCAGCAAGUUACCGUAGAGUGUAUAGCAAAGGGCGAUGACCCGAUAAGAAUGCUGUGGACAAGAAAUGGAAAACCUAUUAACCCUCUGACACAACGAGUGAAAAUAUCAGAAAUGAAGUCCGAGGAUGGUAUGACAAGCAUAUUGGAGUUAAUACAAACUGAAACGAGCGAUGGUGCUCUGUACCAGUGUAAAGCUGGAAAUCCGUUUGGUGCGGAUGUUUAUUCUGUGUUUCUAACAAUAUUGGAACCACCGUUACCUCCAAGUGACUUAUCAGUGGACUCAGUCAAAAGCCGGUCAGUACGGCUUUCCUGGAUAGACACAACGCGUUCACUAGCUCAAUAUUAUACUAUACAGAUAACGAACACGCAGCGAUUAUCAUGGAACAAUGCUCGCGCUAUUAAUGUUACCAGAUCUGAUGAAAUACGUCACACAGUCGACAUAGAACAAUUGCAAGCGGCGACAGGAUAUUCGGCAAGAGUAGCUGGCGGAAAUCAAGCUGACCUGAGCCCUUAUAGUAUACCUGUUAGGUUCACCACAGCUGAAGAAGCUCCAUCAUCAUCACCCCUCAGUGUGCAACUGGAGCAGACGUUGUCGCCCGGAGAGUUACUUGCAAGAUGGCUACCUCCACCUAGUGAUACUCAUAAUGGAAUGAUUCUCGGUUAUCGAGUACGAGCUGUGCCACAACUUAUCGGUUAUAAAGAAUCCCCAGAGAGCAGCGACAAGAUAAUAAAGACAACUUCUGUUUAUUCUAAACAAGAAACCAUUAUAACGGGACUUCUAAAAGGAGUGAGAUACGCAGUGUCCAUAGCAGCCUUCAACAGUGCCGGAAAUGGGCCUUUCUCUAUAGCCUUAUUUGAGGACACAAGGGAAGGAGCACCCGAAGAAGGCCCAACAUCAGUCGAAUGUGGUGGUGUGACGUCAACAGCGCUGCGCGUGAGUUGGCAACCAAUACCGCACCACAAACAGGCCGGCUCAUUGAUUGGUUAUACUGUUCUGUAUGCUGCACAAGGUCGUCAAUGGCAGAAUGCAACCGCACCAGUAACAGAAAUUCGUUUACAAGGACUGAAUAAGUACACCAACUAUACAGUCAAGGUCGCCGGAUUCUCCAACUAUGGGAUCGGACCUUUCUCAUACCCUAUCGUCUGUUCUACUUUGCAGGAUGUUCCGGAAGCUCCAGCGGAAAUAAAGCUUUUAUCGCAGUCGUCAAACACGCUGCUUGUUAGCUGGAAGAAACCUCGACAACCGAACGGAAAGUUGCUCCAUUUUACGCUCUACUGCAAAUCUACUGCCAGUAAUGACGGCCCUGAGUCGCACAGAAUAGAUGCGCAAGAGACUCCAGACGAGACACAUAGCCAUGAGCUAAAGGGUCUACAGGAAGGCAAGCAAUAUGAUGUAUGGGUGACAGCAAGCACUGCCAUUGGAGAGGGUCCUCCAAGCAGACGAGUUAUUGAUGCGCCCCAACAAAGAGUGGUAGCCGGCGUUUCAUCCCUUGGUGGCGACGUUGUAGUACCAGUCCGUGGUUCUCUGGUCCUCGCCUGCAAGAGCGUGGGUGUACCACCACCACGCACUGUAUGGUAUCACAACCAUUACAUCAUUACUCACCAUCCGCGGUACACCAGAAAUAAGGACGACAGUUUACUUAUCAAAAAUAUAGACCAAUCCCUCAGUGGUAACUACACGUGCCUAGCGAAAAACCUCUAUGGAUCGGAUUCAGUCGUGUACUCAGUCAAGGUACUGCCUCUCCCAGAUCCACCCACAUUGAGAGCCACUCCAUUUAAAGACUCAAUUGUCAUUGAGUGGGAUGAAUUGAAGACUAAUAAUGAUACGCUGACAUAUGGGAUUAGUUACAAUCUAACAUGGCGUGAGGGUGAUGGGCCGUGGCAGGAAGCGUGGCCAGUUGUCCAAGAAACGCGCCUUGCAGGAAUACAACAACACACGCUAUCAGGUCUUAAGUGCGGCACCAAGUACUCCGUCAGAGUGACUGCUACAGAUAACGUUGGGACAUCUGCGCCCGCUCAUGUCGAUAUUACGACCUUAGGUGGAGCCCCAAUAUCACCCCCUACCACUGAUUGGCUUUGGAGUAACGCCACACACAUCUAUAUACAACUGAGUGGAUGGGAUGACGGUGGAUGUGACAUCACCAAGUGGGAUGUUGACUACAGACCUCUGGGGUCUAAUGUAUGGCACCGGGCUGAUAAUAGAGCGGCAAUGGAAGUUGCCCAUCACUGGGGCUACGACUAUCGUUCAGCACUCGGUGCUCCAUCUCACUACGCUGUAGCCGUUCAACCUGCUACGUGGUAUCAACUACGAGUCACCGCGCUUAACGACGCUGGGAAAGCUACGACACUCUACACAUAUGCUACGAAAACCGUAGAUGGAGAGGAAAUCGGCCCUCCUUCAGAUCUGUUUGACCUUAACAUGUUGGUGAUAAUAUGCAGCUCCAUUCUACUCGUAAUAUGUUCACUUGCUUUCAUCUGUAUUCUGGUUAAACGGCAUAGACAAACCUUCUCAUCUCAGUACCGUCACUCCAUUGCUGAAGAAGUAAAAUCCCGGAACGAGAGUGUCGCGUCGCACUCCGAGAAUAAAGACAGAUAUGCGCAUACGCCGCGGAUAUACACAUCUCCCAUACAUCCACGUAAACCUAGUAAAAAUGAAAUGUUUGAGAUAAGCCCGUACGCGGAAUUUGCCCUCGGAUUCCGUGCAUUUGACCACGUGGAAAAUCAAGAUCUACCCAGCAGACUACCUGGAAGACCAAGAUUCGAUACUGAGACUAGUUUCGCUAACCGAUCAGAGUCCGAUGAUAGCGAUAGCACAUCAAAAGCCACGGUAUCAGCUAUGCCAAGACGUCACUGCCGAACUCCGCACCACAGAUAAAAAUAUAAGUUUUAUAAUGAAUUAAACCAUAUCAUAAGUAAUGUUGUUUAUGUAUAAGAAUACAAUUAUACCUAAUAUUUUUACACAGAUAAAAUUUAUCUGUGUAAAAAUACGUAAUGUGUA